AGAUAAGAGUAAAUUAUCUGCUUUAUUUUGUUUUCGGUUGAAUAUAAUUUGUUUGAAUAAGCUUAUUUUUCGUAAAUAAAUGAUUUAUCUCCAAAUCCAUGGAGUCCAAUGAGAUAAUGGAUAGGUGAUGGCAAAAAAAGUUAGUAAUAUACAGGAAUAUGUCAAAGAAUAUACAACUGAUUUGUCGAGUCUGUCUGAGGAAAUGUAAAAGCAGACAUGUUUCACUACUAGAAGUUUUUCCAAUAAAUGCGGAACAGGCAUCUGUAACAUAUGCCGAGGCUUACAAGAAUUGUACACAAUUGGAAGUUGAAAUUGGCGUGGAUGGCUUGCCCGAGUGGCUGUGUAAUAGCUGUAGUCGAGAUCUUCAAUAUUCCUAUGAUUUUUGGAUUAAAGCAAAGAAAAGUGCUGACACACUUCUUACUCAGAUAAGAGCGCAAAACGAAGAAAAUGCUCGCCGGGUACCAUCACCAUCCGAAUUUGAGUUACCUGAUAGUGGAGCGCUGGGUUAUGCUCUCGCUGAUGGCGAUAUAAUUGAUGCAUGCAGUACGCAAGUGAUGAAAUGUGACAAAGAUCCGCUGGAGGAGUCUGACAGUGACAAUGAAGUAAUAGCCGGAAUUGCAACAACUAUAAACAAGUUAGAAUCACCCACCUUAUCUCAAACCUACUCUGAUUUUAUUUACGACAGCGAAGACGAGAAGCCUCUAAAAUUACUUAUGACUGGUAAUCAAACUGAAGUUGGGAACGCCAUUGAAAAAGAUCAAUGUUCAUUCGAUGAAGAUGACGAGUUUAUUGCUGAAGAAAAUACAACUAAAGAGAAAAUUGCCGAUCCAAUGUUUACGCCAGAAGCACACAUUUUUCCAAAAGGGCGAUUCAAAUGUGCCAUUUGUGAACAACGCUAUUUUACUGCAGCUGGUCUGAAGGCACACAUGGAAGUGCAUCUAGCAAAAAGUGGCACAACAAAAAAGAAACGUGGAAGAAAUAAACAACGUAAAGCUCCAAAAAAAGUUAUCAACGAUGAAGACUAUGAAAAUUCGAGUUUGAAUCCAACUAACGCUGAUGAAAAACAUGCAAACGAAGAAGCAAAGGAUCAAGAAGAACAGCACUCACCUGAAAAGUCACUUAAAUCGAAAAAACCUAAACCAAAACGCAUGUUUCCGUGUCAUGUAUGUGGUAAACAUAUGAUAUCGGCUUCCAAGCUGCGCUACCACAUGGUCAUGCACACUGGUGAAAAGGACUACCUCUGCACAAUGUGCCCAAAAGCAUACUCGACAAUUUAUGCGCUUAAACACCAUAUACGUACGCAUACUGGUGAACGGCCGUAUGAGUGUAAGUUUUGCGGAGACCGUUUUCUGCGUCCAACUACGCUUAAAAGUCACCAGCGCCGUCACACAGGCGAACGUCCUUAUGGCUGUGAUAUAUGCGGUAAACGUUUCAUACAGCACUCGUCGAUGACUACACAUAUGAAGCUUAAUCAUAUGGACAAAACUAUACAAUGUCCGCACUGUGAUAAAAAAUACGCACGUCAAACCGACUUGAAUACGCAUUUACUUAGUCACACUGGCGAUAAACCGUAUUCCUGUCAGUUGUGUCCCAGUCGCUUUGUGCGCCAAGCAAAUCUCAAUAAGCACAUGAAUCAACAGCAUGCUGAAAAGGCUAGUGUAUCCAAAUUCUCGCAGCUAACUGACGUUACUUAUGUUGCAGCAUGUGGAAGUGUUGCUGUUGCAGGCAAAUCGAAAGUUUGUACUGUGUAUAAAUUAACAGAUAAAAGUAUGCUAAGUGAAGCAGUGGCAAGUGAUUUUGUGGAUAAGUGUUACAAUUUCAACAGCUUCCUUCUGCACCUCCCAUCAAGCAGACGUCUUUAUAGUUGUAGUGCCGUUAGUGUGCCGCUUAAAAAAAUUAAUAAUUUGAGCAACAACAGUAGCGCUGGAUAUGCGAGUGAGAUGCGGUGAGAGUACAUUGGUGGCGCACUGUCUGUGAAAUGAAUUAAGUCGUUAGUGGCGACAAAUUGACCAUAAACCAUGCAUGUUUGUAUGUAAGCGUAUGUAAUUAUGUGCACAGCAACAACAAUGCUGUUUACAGGGACAUGCCUAUGCACUUGUAGGAGUCUAAAUAUUUGACCACAACUAGAACGGCCUGUGAAAAUUCUUUGUUCUGUGUUAAGGUUGUAUUAUCACAUUUUCUUUUUCCUCUCUUCCGCGCUUCGACAGUUGCUUUGGCACUUAUUUUGCGGAUAUGCGCACAGCAGGCUACCCGUCGCACUUCCUCACGCGAUCACCAGAAACUGUGUAACAUGCUUAACAGCAACAAGAACAACAGCUUGUAUAUCCACUUAAACCUUAAUCGCUCAUUUGCGCUCUUGAUUUUCAAUUAUUACGCUAAAUUAAAUUGCGUUGCUUACUGUUACUCCCACAUAUUUGGUUCUAUGUAGUGUUUGUGGCUCAAGCAUUCCAGCAUGCAGCAGCUUGUGUAUCGCCAUUAAUUAAAAAAGAAGCGUAUCUCUGAUAAAGUGCUGAUAAGCGCGCAUAAAUAAAGCAUUUAUUCCUUAAUGAAGUGAGAAUUGUUUUGUGGUGACGUCAACUUAGCUCUUUUAUGACUUGGGUUGAGAGCGUGUUGAUUUUCUUAAAUUGCCCUGUCACAGUAGGGAGCGUGCCCUUUUGAAGUGGACAUGGAAAUGGUUUGUUUUGACAUGUGUUUGCACUUGCUGAGAAGCAUAGCGGUUGGUACUUUAACACUUGUAUAUUGUUGUCUUUUCGAAAUUGCACAAUCCAUAACCAUGUGUAACUAAAGGGUGAUACAUUUCAAGGUUCCCAACUUGAAAGAAAAAACAAGAAAAAACGUUA
Messenger RNA from Bactrocera latifrons, 2840 nucleotides. Its product is annotated as zinc finger protein 569-like. The record is from RefSeq and is a predicted model, not a curated record. Gene Ontology annotation, cellular component: nucleus. The transcript has 7 exons. Gene Ontology annotation, biological process: regulation of DNA-templated transcription. Gene Ontology annotation, molecular function: DNA-binding transcription factor activity, RNA polymerase II-specific; RNA polymerase II cis-regulatory region sequence-specific DNA binding; zinc ion binding. NCBI's taxonomy places the organism in Eukaryota, Metazoa, Arthropoda, Insecta, Diptera, Tephritidae. Bases 159 to 1949 code for a protein of 596 amino acids.